CACCUACUAUCCGCCGCCGCAAUAGCCGCGCGUGAGUGGCGCUCCUCGCCGAGCUGCUUAUAAGAGAAGGGGCGCGAAGAAGGAGCCCGCAACUCGCCUCGUCUGCGGGAGCCGCACUUCGCUCCUCGACUCCCCGCCCUCUCGCCUCCCCGACCUGGCUCCUGUCCUGCGAGGGGCGCAAGGGCGACCGCGAAACCCCGGCGUGCCUCGGCAGUGGGGACGGGCGGCCCCUCUUCGCCCAACCGACCCACGUGGUUCCCGAAGCCGGGUCGGUUCGCGGCAGAGGAGCGCUCGCUUACCUGCGGCGGCUGGUGCUGCUCCCCGCGGCCGUCGCUCCGCCGGCUAGCGGUGGACGGGGAGGAAGACGCCACCUGGCCGGGCGGGAGACGCGCCGCGCCGCGCUGCUGCUCGGGCGUGGGUGCCUCGGUUCCAGCCCGGAGGCGUCUCCUUCGGGCUGCGGCAGCAUUGGCAGAUCGGCCGGAGAUGCUCGGAGUUGGCCGGACUCGGCGAAGAGGCUCGGCCGGCGUGCGAGUCUGAGCGGCUCCCCGCGCCGUCUCCCUUUUCGCCUGUCACCUCGCCGUCCCGAGAGAAGGGAAGGAGGGCGGCCCGUGACUCCCCAGCGCCGCUACCGGCGGCCGAAUCUCCGCUUUUUCCCUGCCUGGUGAGUCUCCAGUUCCCGGAGUCGAAGGAUGCAGUUUCGCCUCUUCUCCUUUGCUUUGAUCGUCCUAAACUGUAUGGAUUACAGCCACUGUCAAGGCGGCCGGUUGAGACGCGGCAAGAGAGCAAACUAUGGGCCAAAUCCAAUUUGCAAAGGCUGUUUGUCUUGCUCAAAGGACAAUGGAUGCAUCAGAUGUCAACAUAAGUUGUUCUUCUUUCUACGAAGAGAAGGAAUGAGACAAUAUGGAGAAUGCUUGAAUUCCUGCCCAUUGGGGUACUAUGGUCUUCGAGCCCCAGACAUGAACAGAUGUUCAAGAUGCAGAAUAGAGAACUGUGAUUCUUGUUUUAGUCGAGACUUUUGCACCAAAUGCAAACCUGGGUUUUAUCUCUACCGAGGCCGUUGCUUUGGGGAAUGUCCUGAUGGUUUUGUCCAUUUAGAUGAAACUAUGGAAUGUGUGGAAGGUUGCCAAGUGGGCCCCUGGAGCGAGUGGGCAGUUUGCAGCACAAAUAACAAGACCUGCGGAUUUAAGUGGGGUUUGGAAACAAGAACAAGGCAAAUUGUUAAAAAGCCAGCAAAAGACACGAUACCAUGUCCCACCAUUGCAGAAUCCAGAAGAUGCAAAAUGGCCUUGAGACACUGCCCAGGAGGAAAGAGGACACCGAAGAAAAAGGAUAAGAAGAAGAAGAAAAAGAAUUUAAUGGAACAAGCUCAGAAGCAGCACAGUUUUUUCCUAGCUACAGACCGAGCUAGUCAAUAGAGACACUUGCCCAGGGCCCGUUGGUGAUACAUGUGGGUUGUUUUUUUAGUUUAUAUCUUGUUUUUGUUUGUUUUGCAAAAUACACAGAAGCUGCUAUUAGCUCCUGCAUGAGGAAGCACUGCAAUUCAGCUGCUCAGACAGCAUUUGGACCUGGGGAAAGAGAAGAACAUCCACAAGCUUGUUUGUGUGUGUUAUUUAUACUUUUAUGAUUAAUGUGGUUCUUAUUGUUCUCAUUGUUCCCCAAACUUGGUCUCUCCAAACUGAAGAAAAGCACUGAGUUCAAUCAGUGGAAGUGUGUCAAAAAUGUCUUUUGAGGGUUCCCUUCCCCCUUUCGUUUAAAUUUGGUGCCUCCAAGAAGGAAAUAUUUGGCUUCUUGGCACAGGACUUUGGAGACAGGAGCAUCAGGACUGCAUGGCACCAUGGGAUAAGUUCCUAUUUCUACAAGGCGAAUAAAUUGGGAAGUUAGAAUUGAAUAUUGUUUUUCAAACUGUACAUUUUCAAGACUGAAGGAUACCAAGAAGAUAUCUAUAGAUAACACACUUGGUCCUCAGCACACCUGCUAUACUGGAACAGCUGUAUAGUCAAACUGCUCUUGACUGAUAUAUGAAAUUAUGGCUUAGUAUUUCAGGAGCACAGUGGUUCCCAUGUGUACAUAUCAUGCUGUCUACAUAUAA
Messenger RNA from Crotalus tigris (Tiger rattlesnake), 2089 nucleotides. It is a transcript of the gene RSPO2, whose product is annotated as R-spondin 2. The transcript has 6 exons. The record is from RefSeq and is a predicted model, not a curated record. Bases 690 to 1415 code for a protein of 241 amino acids. NCBI's taxonomy places the organism in Eukaryota, Metazoa, Chordata, Lepidosauria, Squamata, Viperidae.